UUGAUUCAGUAGUGCAGUGUUUUUCUAGAAUUAGUACUUUAUUUUUAAUAACCCCGAGCUUUUGUUACAGAAUAAUGUCACAUUUCUAACAAUUAUAAACGUAAAGCAUACCAAAUAUAAAAAAUGGGCUGCACGCAGAGUGAAAUUUCUCCACAAAAUGAAACCCCUCGAAAAGGAUGUACAGAUGUUUUAUGGCUAGUUCUGUACAUAAUUUUUUGGAUUUUAAUGCUCAUUGUUGCAAUAAUAUCAUUCAUGUAUGGAAAUCCUCAACGCCUUAUAAAUGGAUUCGAUUCUUUCGGUAAUACCUGUGGAGUCAAGAGCAAUAAAAAAUUGAUUGAGCAUCCAUCAUCUGGAAUAAGUACUGUGGACAAAUCUUACCUUUUCUUUAUGGAUGUGAAAGAACUAAGAAGAUCUCUCAAAAUAUGCGUGAAGCAGUGUCCCAACAAGAACAUGGAAACCUUGUCGGACCUACAGAAUUUCUACAAGGAGACUGGCUCCAACUUAUGUACUUAUGAAACUAAUCUGAACAGUGUGUAUAAUACUAAAGACUUGCAUGGUUCUUAUGGACCAUGUCCCACUAUACCAGUAUACGAGUCCUUUCCACUUUUAAAUAGAUGCUUUCCAAGAUCAGCUAAGGAUGUCACUCAAAAAGUGUUCAAAGACUUCUACAAUCUGCUGAACAGUUGGGAUACUGUUGAACAAAUGCUAUCAGAUUUAUACUCUUCUUGGAAAGAAAUGAUUAUAUGUGUUAUUAUAGCCUUUAUUUUUUCCUUGAUAAUGGUUUCAAUAUUACAUCUGCUGGCUUCACUAGUAUCAUGGAUAUUCAUGAUAGUAGUAUCAAUAGCGAGUGUAGUUGGUACAGGCCUGCUAUGGUAUACAUAUUAUGAGUUGAGGACAAAGCAGAAAGAUUUUACCGACACAACAAUAUUUUUAGCUGAAUCAUUGAAAAAUGAAAAGGCAUUUUUGUGGUACUCAAUUAUUGCUACAAUCAUAACGAUUAUUUUAUUGCUGUUGGUAUUUGUGAUGAGAAGUCGUGUGUCAUUUUUGGCUGCACUAUUUAAGGAAACAGCUCAUUGUUUAGGCUCAAUACCGGCUCUCUUUCUACAACCUAUUAUCACAUUCUUCUUCCUGGUGAUUUUCUUUGCAUUUUGGUCUACAGUUGUGGUAUGUUUAGCUACAGCUAAUUAUCCUGGUAUACCGUAUAAGACGAAUUUUAUUAUAAAUGGCACUCUUCCUAAUAAUAACGGCAUCCAAACACAAAAUGCAACACAAAAACACUUUUUGGAGCGUAUUGAGUUCGACCCGGUGUGGGUGAAGAGUAUGUGGUGGAUGUGCCUCAUCUCUCUGAUAUGGGGCAGCGAGUUCAUACUUGGAUGCCAACAGAUGACCAUAGCUGGGGCUGUCUCGCAUUGGUACUUCAGAGGGCCAAAUUCACAUCCAUCACCAGUGAUGUACUCAAUCGGCAAACUACUAAAGUACCAUUUGGGUUCCGUAGCCAAAGGCUCGUUCCUGAUUACGCUGUUCAAGAUACCACGUCUCAUCCUGACCUACUUACACGCGAAAUUAUCAGCGCGGGCGGAGAAAGGCUCUGAUUGUGCGAAGUGCGGCCUCAAAUGCGGCAUAUGUUGCUUCUACUGCCUGGAGAAGUUCAUACGUUACCUCAAUCACAAUGCGUACACAAUUAUCACUAUUGAGCGAGUGCACUUUUGCAAGGCGGCUGCUAAGGCAUUCAGUACUAUAGUGAACAAUGCGUUACAAGUAGCUACCAUCAACAGUGUGGGAGAUUUCAUACUGUUUCUCGGCAAGUGUAUAGUGACAGCUGUGACUGGCAGCAUCGGCCUCAUACUGCUCAAGAGAAACUCCAAUCUCCACUUCUUCGCUGUACCCACAUUAGUGAUAUGUAUCUUCUCGUUCUUCAUUGCCCACUGUAUACUGUCACUGUAUGAGAUGGUGGUGGACUCGCUAUUCCUAUGCGUGUGCGAGGACCGCAACAUGAACAGCGACGGGCAGUGGCAGCACUCGCGCCUGGCCGAGCUCGGCGGACACAAGCGAACGCCGAAUGACGCCGAAAUGGAGGACCUUAACAAGUACUAGAUUUUACUGACAAGUAAUUUUCGAAAUGGAAUCCUGCCAUAAUAACCUUAUGCACCUUUUAGAAUAAUUUCUUAAUAGUCUUUAAGUAUUUUUGACUUGCUUUACGCUGACUGUAGACAUUAUUUUGCUUUAGGUAUUUAUAUUUUAUAGAGACUAUUGUCCAAAUAGCUCAAAUAAUAAUUAAAAAAGAAUACUAAUUUUAUCUCUUUUGAGAAGUUACAUUAAGUCAUAAGAAUCAUGUGACAUAACGUCGUUGCGCCUGCCAAAUCCUGUAUAUAUUACUAGCCCAGUAAGGUUAGUUCAGCCUAGUGGGAAUCUGAAAUUAAUUAUAGUCAGAAUUUUUUUUUUUGCACCUAUGUUUAGGGG
Messenger RNA from Aricia agestis (brown argus), 2460 nucleotides. RefSeq names its product choline transporter-like 1 (gene Ctl1). The transcript is spliced from 12 exons. Gene Ontology annotation, biological process: transmembrane transport. Gene Ontology annotation, molecular function: transmembrane transporter activity. Gene Ontology annotation, cellular component: membrane. The record is from RefSeq and is a predicted model, not a curated record. The coding region runs from base 124 to 2094 and encodes 656 amino acids. NCBI's taxonomy places the organism in Eukaryota, Metazoa, Arthropoda, Insecta, Lepidoptera, Lycaenidae.